Molecule: messenger RNA, 1498 nt
Organism: Acanthoscelides obtectus
Lineage: Eukaryota; Metazoa; Arthropoda; Insecta; Coleoptera; Chrysomelidae
Source: the annotation of a GenBank genome assembly
UGUCAAGGUGUCAGCGGACAAUCUGACAAUUGUUUACAAAUGUUUGACCCUUGAUAAUUGUCUAAUUUGAUUAUUCAAUAUCUCGAUAAAAUUGAAUGCAAUUUUAUUUACAAAGCAGUAAUUUUAAGACUGAUAGCAUUAAGUGAAGCCUAAUACAUCGUUGCAUGCUUAAACCUGUAUAACGUGUGAUUUCUGAGUAGUAUUUGGUUGUAUUCUCAGCUUGUAUUUCAAAAAUGGAAAGAAACUCCACGUUAUUUGAUAUAUUUAGGAAGGCUGCAUUAUUCUUGUUCACUCCACAGUGUUUCGAUAAUUACUUUAUUGAUUUCAACUACCUAGAUGGGCCAUGUUUUUCAGCCACACUAAGCAAAGGCCUGGGCAUUGGUAUAAUUUUGGGCUCAAUUAUGGUGAAACUCCCACAAAUCAUCAAAAUCCUCUCGAACAAAAGUGGAGAGGGCAUCAGCAUACCAGGCACUACUUUGGAACUCACUGCAAUCACAAUCCACAUGUCAUACAAUUUUGCUAAGGGAUACCCUUUCAGCUCAUAUGGAGACACAACAUUCCUAGCAUUCCAAACAGUGAUCAUAGCUGCUCUAGUUUUGUACUACAGGGAUGCUUUGGCUCAGGCAGUGUCAUACCUGUCAAUAUACUCGGCAAUAUGUUACACUAUGAUGUCUGGACUGACUCCGAUCUCUUUCCUUUGGUCACUGCAAUCUAUCAACAUUCCGAUUGCUGUAGCAGGAAAAUUGAUCCAAGCUUGGACGAAUUAUAAGAAUGGUAGCACUGGCCAGCUAUCUGCGGUGACAGUAUUCAUGCUGUUUGGCGGAUCAGCAGCCAGGAUAUUCACUUCUAUCCAGGAAACUGGAGAUAAUAUUGUAAUUUUAACUUAUCUUGCUAGCACAUUAGCAAAUUCUAUUUUGGUGUUCCAAAUGAUAUAUUAUUGGAAUGUAGUUGAUAGCAAAAAGAAAGCUCAAUAAACUAGAAUAAUUUUAGAAUUAUUCUCACCAAUGUCAAUAUAUUAUAUUAGUAGAAAUCUAUAUUUCUGCACCUCAGAACCAGACUAGGUUAAGGUAUGAUAAUGUCAUGAAUUUUCAUUUGCUACUACCUAUCUGUAGUAAUGAAGAAGUUAUGACUUUAAAAGGACACAUCAAUACAAGAAAAAUAUUUUAAAUGCAAUUAUUCCAAAACAACUCAUUUGUACUUAACUAGUCUGGCUCUGAGGUAAAAGAUUUAGUUUAUUUUCACGCAGUUGCAUCCUAAAAAUACAUGCACACUAUUGAAUUGCAAAUGCAAUGAACCUAAUAGAAAAGUUAUCAUACUAAUGACAUGUCUAAAGAAAUUACGCCGCGGAAGGAAGACGCGUCAAUAUAGAAUAGGAGAUGGCAGUUUGCAUCUUGGGUUGUCCAAGGGCUAAGUAGUUAGAUGUGUAACAGUGUGGGCAAAUCGGCUCGAAGGCUCGUUGGUUCGAAUCCCGGCCGCGGAAGUUACACUUCAACCCAUG